Rosa chinensis is the source of this 4712-nucleotide messenger RNA. Its product is annotated as TMV resistance protein N. The transcript is spliced from 9 exons. NCBI's taxonomy places the organism in Eukaryota, Viridiplantae, Streptophyta, Magnoliopsida, Rosales, Rosaceae. Gene Ontology annotation, biological process: defense response; regulation of DNA-templated transcription; signal transduction. Gene Ontology annotation, molecular function: DNA-binding transcription factor activity; ADP binding; sequence-specific DNA binding. The coding region runs from base 394 to 4461 and encodes 1355 amino acids. The record is from RefSeq and is a predicted model, not a curated record.
CACGCGUCUCUAAACUAGGUUAUCACGUCACCACCAGUUCUAGCUUGUCAUGGUUGAAUUUUCUUUCCGUCCAUAGAUUCCUGGUUGAGCUUAGCUUGAAUGAGAAUCCUAGUAUGAACAUCGGAAGCAACUACUUUUGUCUGGUCUCAGAAUUUCAUCUACAUGAUAUGAUGAUGAAUGAACAGAGAUACCAUGGAGAUGUAGCACAGUAACAAUAAUCAAAACACGUUCUUAACCAAAUUACUGCCCGGUCUCACAAAGCAUAAUGAAUCCGAUGUUCGCAAUCAUUGGAAUUCUGGAUGUGGCCGCAUCCAUAACCUCAGCUAACAAGAAUGGCCCGGAUCACUUUCGAGCUUCAACAAUAAUUAAGCCUAGUGAAAGCCUCACAAGGAGAUGGCUGCUUCUUCAUCUCUCUCAUCUGGUGGCCGUUGGAACUAUGAUGUGUUCCUCAGUUUUAGAGGUCAGGACACUCGCAAGAUCUUUGUAGGCCAUCUCCACAAAGCUCUUGAUCUGAAAGCAAUCAACGCAUUCAUAGACUCUGAAGAUCUCUGCAAAGGCAACGACCUUUCAGAAUUGCUCAGGGCUAUUGAAGACUCUAGGCUUUCUAUCGUAGUUUUCUCCCAAAACUAUGCUUCUUCCACAUGGUGCUUGAAAGAACUGGUUAAGAUACUUGAAUGCGUGGCAGCGAAGAAGCAGGUAGUGGUGCCCAUUUUCUAUGAAGUAGAUCCAUCUGAUAUCCGCAAACUGAAGGGGAGCUUUGCCGAGGCUUUUGCGAGACAUGAGCAGGAUUAUAAUGCCAACAUGGAAGAGGUGAAUAGGUGGAAGAUUGCUCUAACUGAAGCCACCAAUUUAUCUGGUUGGGAUUCACGAAAUUACAAGGAUGAUGCUAAGUUUAUUGAAAAAAUUGUAGAAGAUAUUUCCGAAAAAUUUGUCCACAUCUCCUCCAAUAAAGUCAAUGACUUGGUUGGAAUGGAUUCCCACGUAGAAAAAAUGUGUUCACUAUUAUGUCUUGGUGGGGAUGAUGUUCGUGUUGUUGGAGUAUGCGGAAUGCCUGGUAUAGGAAAAACAACUAUUGCCAAAGCUGUUUAUGACAAACUCCUUUGUCAAUUUGAACACUAUUGCUUUCUUGAAAAUGUCAAGGACGGUUUCAAGAACAAUGGUGCAAUACACAUGCAGGAAGAACUCCUAUCUAGAAUAUUUGAGAAAAGAGUGCGCUGUCUAGGCACUUUGAGUAAAGGAUCCAAGAUGAUAAUGGAAAGGCUGAGUAAGAAAAAAGUUCUGCUUGUUCUUGAUGAUGUGGAAAACUUUGCGCAAAUUGAGGCGUUACUUGGAAACCAGCAUUCAUUUGGUGGUGGAAGUAGAAUCAUUGUAACCACUAGAGAUAUACAAUCACUCAGUGGAGUUGAUGCGAGAUAUAGUCCCAUGUUUCUAAGUGAUGAUGAAGCUCUUGAGCUCUUUAUGCAGUAUGCCUUCAGAACAAACCAACCUACAAGAGAGUAUGAUCCUCUCUCAAGGCGUGCCGUAGAAUAUGCUCAAGGUCUGCCUCUAGCACUCAAAGUUUUGGGAGCUUUUCUUGAUGACAAAAGUAUAUGUGAGUGGGAAGAUGAGCUAGAGAAAAUAAAGGAAAUCCCACAUAUAGAAAUUCAGGGUGUGCUUAAAAAAAGUUUUGAUGGCCUGGAUCCUUCACAGAAGGACAUAUUCCUAGAUAUUGCAUGUUUCUUUAGAGGAAUGGACAAAGGCUUUGUAACCAAAAUUCUGGAAAGUUGUGGCUUCUAUCCCCAUAGUGGAUUGCGAGUGCUAAUUGAUAGAGCUCUCGUAAUUAUUUCAGAUGACAACAGGCUGGAAAUGCAUGAUUUAAUAAAGGAUAUGGGUUGGGAGAUUAUCCGCCAACAAUCUAUUAAAGAGCCUGGGAAGCGCAGUAGGUUGUGGGUUUAUGAAGAUGUUGCUCGUGUGUUAACUCAAAAUAUGGCUACAGAUGCGGUUGAAUGCAUAAUGCUAGACUUGUCGAAGUCAAAGGACGUCUACAUAGAUGCUGAAGCUUUUGUUAGAAUGACGAAAUUAAGACUGCUCAGAAUCGGUUAUAACCACUCCAUAGACUUGAAUGCGAAAGAUUUUCAAUCGAAGCAGUUACACCAUCCAAGAGGCGAGUGUAAACAACAUGUAAGUGGGGACGUAAAGUUUCUUUCUCAUGACUUGAGGUAUCUCAUGUGGUAUGGAUGCCCCCUGAAGUCUUUGCCAUCCAAUUUUCACCCAAAGAAUCUUGUUGACCUUGACAUGCGUUGUAGCCAUAUUGAACAUCUUUGGGCAGAAAUCAAGUCCUUCAAAAAGCUGAAAUUUAUCAAUUUGAGUCAUUCUUAUUACCUUACUACAACUCCCAACUUCACUGAAGCAACAAAUGUGGAAACACUUGUUCUUGAAGGGUGUUCCAGUUUACUUGAUGUUAACUCAUCCAUUUCAGCUCUUAAAAACCUUGUAUUCUUGUGCCUAAGAGGAUGCAAAGAACUUAAGAGUCUUCCAAGCAGCAUUUGUUUGAAGUCUCUUAAAACCCUUGAUCUUUCUGGCUGCUCAAGUCUCGCAAAGUUUCCAGAGAUUUCAGGGAUUAUGGAGGACCUGUCAGAAAUUUAUCUAAAUGAUACUGCAAUUGAAGAAUUGCCCUCAUCAAUUGAACGACUUCAGGGGCUUGUGUUAUUACAUUUGAGAAACUGUAGAAGCCUUCUCUGUCUUCCAGACACUAUAUGUAAUCUGGUAUAUCUUAAAGAUCUCACUGUCUCUGGGUGCUCAAAGCUUUAUCAUUUGCCUGAGAACUUGGGGAAUUUAGAAUCCCUGAUGUGCCUUGAAGUAGAAGGAAGUGGUAUAAGAGAACUCCCAGUUUCUAUCUUAUGCUUGAAAAGGCUGAAAACAUUAUCAUGUGACGGAUGUACAGAAAUGACGAUGCCCUUUUCAUCAUGGUCAUCAUCAAUUGAAGAAUAUUGUAGUUACUCUGGUCUGCUGCAUCUUGAUUUAAGUGACAGUAAUCUGUGUGAAUUAUCAGAUGGUAUUGCUCAAUUGUCCUCAUUGAAAACCUUAGAGCUGCGCGGAACCAACUUGGAGAGCUUACCUGCAACUAUGAAUCAACUUCGCUGUUUGACGCGUCUUGAAUUGGAAGCUUGCAAGAGACUGAAAUCAGUACCAGAGCUUCCAUCAACCAUAAAUUACAUUGAUGCUCAUGACUGCAGCGCAUUGGCAACCGUUGCAAAACCAAAUACUCGUUGCUCUAUGAAUCUUUGCUUCACAUUUUCUAAUUGCCUCCAAAUGGUACAAACGAAUCUAUUCAGAGAUAUUGUGGAAACUCAUUCUUCUUACCAGGGUAAUUAUCAACGUCCACUAUCCUUUAAUAUGUCUCUUCCCGGAAGUGAAAUUCCUGAUUGGUUCAAUUAUCAAUGUAGGGGAUCCUCACUAACUGUACAGCUACCCCCAAAUUGGUUCGAUAAUAAGUUUUUGGGGUUUGCCAUAUGUGCUGUUAGCGACUUCAAGGUUUCUCAUAAUGAUGCAUCUGAUCUAUCCGCUCUAUGUCAUUGUGGCUUAAAAGGAAAUCAUGGUCAGUACAGUUUCAGUUUUACUUUGCUUGAUUGGGGUUUCACUACUGAGAGAAUCCUUGAGUCAGAUCAUAUGUUCCUGGCAUAUGUGCCAUGGUCUGAAUAUCGCUUCAUUGUAGAGGGAAAACUGGUCAAUGAACGGUAUUUCACUGAGGCCACAUUUGAGAUUGUAGUAGAAAAUAGAGCUGAUAGCCAUGUUUUCGGGACAGUAAAAAACCACCAUUGCAUCACAAGUUGUGGAGUUCGUUUCUUUCAUAGUAGUUGCAUGGAAGAGCAAAAUCUAAACAUCAGUGAAACCAAAUCUCAUCAUGACAGCUGUGACAGUAGGAGAGGAAAAGAGGGGGUGGGGGUGCAGUUGGAGGUAAAUCCAGCACUGGUGAUACUCCCUGAGGAAGCAUUCUCGAGAUGUGAAUGGUCUCCGAAAGCGGACCAGAGCUCAAUUAGUACAAGCGAAGUUUCAAUGGAGGAUCAGAGGAAUUCCUACAAGCGAAGAAAGAAUUCAGAGUCAUGGACAGGGGUUUCACCCACAGUUGAAGAUGGUCAGGCUUGGAAGACAUUUGGGCAGAAGGAAAUCCCCAAUGCUCCAUAUCCAAGGGAAGGUCUAGCACGGUGGUCACAACAAGUAAGAGUAACACCAGAUAUCAGGCUUGAUGAGGGGUCUCUUGAUGACGGCUUUAGCUGGAGGAAGUAUGGCCAAAAGGACAUCUUGGGAGCCAAAUAUCCGAGAGGGUAUUACAGAUGCACUAAUCGAAAUAUUCAAGGUUGUUUGGCCACAAAGCAAGUGCAACGCGCCGAUGAGGACCCAAUGAUCGUCAAAAUUACUUACCAAGGAAGGCACACUUGUACUCAAGCAGCCUCCGUUACAGUAAAUAGUCCUCCGGCCUAGAAGUAAUUCCAUCGACAUUGGGUGAUUGACCGCUUCGUAUUCGUUAUCCACCCAGUUUAGUAACUCAGUAUAGUCAAAUUGAAUUUCUGUUUUGCUACUAGUGUUUCCAGAUUUCAGGUUUUAAUUACUUUGUUUUGCUGGGUUUUGAUGUACGGGGUUUUCUAGUGUGUGGAGUUUGAGAUCGAAUGUGGGCAUUUGCAUUGUUGAUUCAAGUAUUUUCACUCACAUGGUUAUUGAAUUUGCAUUGUCCA